UUCCUCCCCUCCAAUCACACCCCUCCUUCUCUUGUUUUACUCAGUCUUCUCCUCCACCUCCAUCUCCGCUUCUAUGACUCUCCCCUUCUUCUCCUCUCCUCCAUGACCCUCAUGGACUCCUCCGACGAUACCUCCACCUCCGCCUCCGCCACCGGCACUGGUACUCCCAAGAAGUCCCUUUUCCGCUCCGCCACCUGGACUGCGCGCUCCCCCAAACCCGGCCGCCCUUCUCUCCCCCCUCUCCAACCCCUCCGCCGUCCUAACCUCACCGAGUGGCCUCUCCCCGGCUCCGACGAUUGCCCCCAUGCUCACCCCCCUUCUACCCCCUCCACCUCCUCCCUUUCCCGCGUCGUCGACCACGUCUACCUCGGAAGCGACGCCGCCGCCCGUGACCGCGACGGUCUCCGCCGUCACGGCAUCACUCACGUUCUCAACUGCGUUGGCUCUGCUUGCCCUGAAUACUUCCGCGGCGAUCUCAUCUAUAAGACUCUCUGGCUCCACGACUCCCCCGCUGAGGACAUCACCAGCGUCCUCUAUGAUGCCUUUGAUUACCUCGAAGACGUCCGCUCCGCUCGCCCUCCUGGCCGCGUCCUCGUCCAUUGUCUCCGCGGCGCGUCCCGCUCUGCGACCCUUGUCAUCGCGUAUCUCAUGUGGCGCUACGCUAAGUCCUUCGAUGAGGCGCUCCGCCAGGUCCGUGCUGCCCGCGCGGUCACUGAUCCUAAUCUAGGGUUUGCCUCGCAGCUACUUCAGUGCCAGAGUAGGGUGCACGCGCUGCCGCCGAGCCCGGGGUCGGCGUUGCGGGCGUAUCGGAUGGCGCCUCACUCGCCGUAUGACUCGCUUCAUCUUGUUCCUAAGGCCGUUGAUCGCCCGUCCCCCGCGCGGCUGCUUGAUUCUCGUGGUGCUUUCGUCGUCCACGUUCCCACGGCCAUCUUUGUCUGGAUUGGUGUUGCUUGUGAGCCUGUCAUGGCUGCCAGCGCCUCCGUCGCUGCUUCGCAAGUUGUGCGCUAUGAACGCGCUCAGGGCCCCGUGGUCACUGUUCAGGAGGGAUCCGAACCAGCUGAAUUCUGGAUUGCUUUGAUGGAAAACCCAGCCAUCUCUGAUCAAGGCCUUAAUCUUGAUAUUGGAGAACCAGGGAAGAGAAGAGUGGAGCUCUUCGAUCUUGAUUUCGAGAUCUUCCGGCGGGCGUUGAAAGGCGGUGUUGUGCCACCGUUUCCGAUGCCAGGAUCGUCGUCGGAGACCCGCCUUCCUGCCAGAGAGAACGGGUGGAAUUUAUUGCGGCACAAGUUUCUGAGCGGAGGAGCGAAGCAAUUGGCUACAGCACUGGCGGUUUCUCCCCGUGAUGAGGAGAACAGUAGUGAUUCAUUUCGAUCGCCGGUGUCCUUUUCCGGCGAGAUGAGCAGCACACCAUCAUCCACAUCUGCUGACUCUGCUUCCACGCGGUCAACAUUUUCUCCGGCAUCAUCUUCUUCUUCGGAUUGGUUUAAUAUUUCGCCUCCAUCUUCCAAGCUAUGUGUGUCACCAGCACCUAAGGUAAUUUCUGGUUUGCCACCAUUGUGUCCGGGUAAGGAGAAGACAAAAGUAGUGUCUUCCGCUACUGUUUCUUCCGGUUAUUCUUUGCCUUCUCUGGCUGAAACGGCGAGGAAGCAUAGCCCCUACAUUAGUGAUGUUAGCAGGUGCUGAUGAUGACAAGUGCCAGCCUUCUCCGGGAGACAUAGUGAGGGAUUGGUGCGUAUCACCACCUUUUGUUUCAGUGGAAAUGGAGGAAGAGCCCGUAGAUAUGAAUGUAGAUAUGGAAGCUGAAGAUGCUGAAGAAGUUUGUAAUAAUGAACAUGGUGGGGUAAUACAGCCAAUCCUUUUCCAGUGGCCUAGUAUGGCCAAAAUGGAAGAUAUUGAUUCUGCUUCUCUUGACUCUAGAUCAGUGUAUCUAUUGGUAGCGCCUCAGAUUAAUUCAGGUGUGAUUAAACAGAGAACUAACAUAUUGUAUGUUUGGCUGGGGAGAGACAGUUGUUUGAUGAGCAGUGGAAAUGGUAGUGAAAUGAAUGAAAAGGUUAUGAAAGGACGUGGGUGCUGAGCUUCUUCAUCAGUUGGGGCUUCAAACAGAUGCUCCUGUAGAGAUAAUUAGAGAGGGAGAAGAGCCAGAACCAUUUCUGAGCCACCUUUUCUCAUUUCACCAAACCAAAGAAGGCAAUUUGUAGCUGAAAAACAACCUUCCAGUGACGAGGAAAACAUUCAAAAUCAGUCACCUUCGCAUUCAUCUACCGCUGGAUGAAUUAACAGUAUCCAACUGACUCAUUGCCCUCAUGACGAACCAAAACACGGCUCGGAAGCAUAUGGAGCAGAUGGAUGGGUGACUGAUUGAUCAGAACAGAUAUCCUGGAAUGAAGCCAUACUUUGAUACUAUAUUUGGCAUGUACUCUUGGUAUUCAGUCUCAUAUGAAGUACUGAUAACACCACUAGAGGUUCAGGUAUCCGCCGAAAAUACGCAAGUUUGCUCCUGACCUAGGAUGGGGCCAAGAGUUGAUUUAUCACCAAGCAGUAUACUCAGAUUUAUCGGCUUUGUUGCUCAAAAUUCCUUGGACCGGCAGUGCCAUUAUAUUGGCUUAAUUGUUUCAGUGUAUCUUCAUCUCAAGCAAACAAUGACAUUCACAGUGUAUAGUACUGUCCGAAGGUGGGGAAGUUAAAGGGAAUAGAACUUACCCUACCGGUGGUUCACUGGUAAAUAUGAAGUUUCCUACUUGACAAUGUAUAAAUCAGUGCUAUUCUCUUAAAAAUGGUAAUAAUUCAUGAUAUUUUUCUGGAAUAUGUCUUUGUUUCUGUGUAGUUACUCUGCAGAAGAGAGUUUGAAGUUAAUUUUAUUUUCAAUCGUCUGGCAAACUCCCGUCUAAGAGAGAUGCAUUGACGCCUCCUGGUCUGAUCAUGUCGUGAUCUUUGUCCUGUACCAUUUUUUUGUGAUUUUAUUUUUAUUUU
Molecule: messenger RNA, 2967 nt
Organism: Dioscorea cayenensis subsp. rotundata (Guinea yam)
Lineage: Eukaryota; Viridiplantae; Streptophyta; Magnoliopsida; Dioscoreales; Dioscoreaceae
Product: protein-tyrosine-phosphatase MKP1-like
Exons: 2
Coding region: 103-1680 (525 amino acids)
Biological process (GO): protein dephosphorylation
Molecular function (GO): actin filament binding; protein tyrosine/serine/threonine phosphatase activity
Source: RefSeq, a predicted model, not a curated record